Messenger RNA from Camellia sinensis, 1796 nucleotides. RefSeq lists its product as uncharacterized. The record is from RefSeq and is a predicted model, not a curated record. Lineage: Eukaryota; Viridiplantae; Streptophyta; Magnoliopsida; Ericales; Theaceae. Gene Ontology annotation, molecular function: DNA-binding transcription factor activity.
ACCAUUUUGGGUUUUUCCCUAUUUAAGAUUGCCCAUUAUGUGUUUGUAAUUAGAUGGCUGAGACCAAAAAUGGCUCAAGAAGAACAUAACCACAGGUGUAGCAAUAGCAGCAGUGCUGGUGGUGGAAACAGAUCUUCAAAAAAGUUGAAGCAAAAAAAAGUCCCACAAAGAGGACUAGGUGUUGCUCAGCUUGAGAAGAUUAUAUUAGAGGAACAACAAAAGAAAGAUGUUCUUUUACUAUCCAAUUCACUUCUAUCACCAAUUAAUUCUUCAUGUUUAGCAGUUCAAUCUCAACGUACUUCCAAUUUUUGGCAUAACCCUUCGCAAACCGAUCUUUCUUCGCCAAAUUUGAUAUUUAGACCGGCCCCUUCGAUCCCCAACGUUGAUGUUUUGCAUCCGAAUUACGUACCAUUGUCGAAACCAUCAAAUGUUUCGGGUUUGGGGCAGGGUAAUUGGCCUCAGUUGUGGAAUGUUUUGGGUUUCCGUCUAAUUUGAAUUUACCCUAAGAAUCUAACCCCAUUUGGCCUCCCCCUAAUAUAACACAGAGGACACUGCAAUUCCAGCAGCCACCUUCUUCUUCAUCAAUGGUUAGCAAUAUUAAUGAGUCAAUGUUUUUUUAAUGUGUUCUUAAUGGGUUUUUCAUGAUUUGGAAUUUGAAUUUUGGGGUUUGUGAGAAUUGAAGAAGGACUAAUUGAAUUUGUGAAAAUUGUAGGUGACUGUCUCAUCAGGUACUUCAUCAUCAUCUGAGAUCAAUUAUCAUCAGAUAGAGCCCCCUUCAAACCAAAGCUUUUAUGGCAACAACUACACACCUUUGUGGCAUGAGGAAGAGAAGAUGGUUGGAAUGAAGAGGCCAUAUCCUUUCCCUCCAGAUAAUCUAUCAGGCCCCUCUUUCCCUUGCAAAUUUCCACCCAUCUUUGUUCCUCCCAUCACUAGAUCAGAUGAAUCAGCUUCAUGUGGCAAUGGAGGCACAGUUAAUAUCGAACCCAACAAUCCAAUUUUCAGAGAAGGCCCUUCGAGCUCAACAGUCUUGUGUGAGCUGAAUCCAAAGAAAGUGGUAAAAGAGAAUGGCAAUUUAAAUGGAGAUUUUCUCACGUUGGCUUCUCCUCCAACAGCUUUGCCCCAAUCUAGUUCAAAGUAUAAGCACCCUUCAUUGUAUCAAACCCCAUAUACCAGAGAAUUAUCAGAACUUCAAUUUCUACCACAUCAGGGAAGUGCUGAAGACCCAAUUCACCAUCCUGGGCCCCAAAAACAGCCUUUGUACUGCUUCUUUCCUCCGGCAAAGGCAUGGAUUGACCAAGCAACAACCACCGUUAGCGGCUGCAAUGGUGAGGUUGGUGAAAAACUUGACCUCCAUCUGAAGUUGUAGGAGGGUUAGUUCAUUUCUUCAUGUUUUGGCAGGCCAAGUUGUUUUCCUCCAAGAAUGAUUGUUUGUGAUGUUUUGGCAGGCUGUAGCUUUUUCUCUCAAACAUGCUAGGAUGCGGGUUUUUUCUUUUAUAUUCUUUUUCAUCUAGUGUUUUUUUUUUAUGGGUAAAAGUAGAGAUAUGAAUGUGGACAUCGCAUUAUGUAAGCAUGAAGCAUGAAGAUGACAGUGAGGAGAGAUGCAAUUGACUUGUUUUUAUUUUGCGAGUUACAAAUUUAAUGCGAGGAAGUUUGGUUGCAAAGAGAUAAUGUUGUAGAUACUGAUUUGUGCACACUCUUGUGCACAAAAUGAUGUUGUCAUGACAGUAAACUGAUUUAGCUCCCAAGAUGUGUUGACAACGCAUAUAUUAGGGACACAUAGGUUGUAAAUGAAUCGA